UAAAUAAAAUGGUUACAGAUUAAAAAAAAAAAAAACCUUUGUAGUGACCGUUGAUCGACUGUCAUCACCUCCUACUGUACCUUCUCGGUGAUUGGCUGCACGGAGACCCUGUUAAGGAGAGGGAAAUUGUGAUUGGCUCGUACAGCUGUCGCUCAACACCCCGUGCUGCCGGAGCGCGUGAGGGAGUGAGUUGAGUGUGCGUGCGCGCGCGCUGGUUCACUAGUUUAACUUUUCCUCACGAGCGCCGUCCUUUUUCUUUUUAUCUCUCUCCGAAGUGACGGAUGUUCUCACCUCUCAUGGAGAACCACCUUCUGCUCUCCGUGUCGUCACCGUGAAGCCUCACCGGAGUCAUGUGGAGUUGCACGGGCGCUUUUCUGCACUCGGUUUGCCUCAUUUUGACGUUUUGGUUUGAGGUGUGCUGGGCUUCCGGUUACGUGGAGUUGCGUGUGAUCGGUGUGGAGAACAGGAACGGGGAGCUGGCGAGCGGCGGGUGCUGCGGCGGAGAGAGGGGCACGGGGCAGGGGCAGGGGCAGGGCUGCGGCGCUGUAGAGUGCAACACGUAUUUCAGGGCGUGCCUGAAGGAGUACCAGGUAGAGGUCGUGACCUCGGGCCCUUGCACGUACGGAACAGCGAGCUCUGCCGUCGUCGGGGGCAACACGGUUCGGCUCGAUGGAUUCGGUAAUAACCGGAACAAAGGCAACAAUGUUGGGACUUUAAUCAUUCCGUUCCAGUUCGCCUGGCCACGAGCUUACACACUGAUCCUGGAGGCACGGGACAACAGCACCAUGACUGCUGACAGGGCAGAUGACGAGCAGCUGAUCGAGCGCAGCAUGUAUCGUGGAGAGAUGAACCCCGGAGACGAGUGUCAGCUGAUCCAGCACGUCGGCCUCACCGCCAGUUUUCAGUACAGCGUGUGUGUACGGUGCGAUCGCUAUUACUAUGGCAACAAGUGCAACAAACUGUGCCGACCCCGCGACGACCUCUUCGGCCACUACGAGUGCGAUCACCAUGGCAACCCGCAGUGUUUGGAUGGCUGGACUGGGUCCGACUGUAAGAUAGCCUUGUGUAAGCAGGGCUGCAGUGAGCUGCACGGAAGUUGCACCGUCCCGGGUCAGUGCACGUGUAGUUACGGCUGGCAGGGUCCCCUGUGUGACGAGUGUGUGCCGUACCCAGGCUGUGUUCACGGCACGUGUGUGAAGAAGUGGGACUGUAUCUGUGAGAGGAACUGGGGAGGGCUGCUGUGUGAGAAAGACCUGAAUUAUUGCGGCAGUCACCGGCCGUGUGUGAACGGAGGGACGUGUAUGAACACCGAGCCGGACGAGUAUCUCUGUGUUUGUCCUAAUGGCUAUUCAGGCAAGAACUGCGAGAUCGUGGAACACGCUUGCAUGUCCAACCCAUGUGCCAACGGCGGAACGUGCCACGAGAUUUUAUCAGGAUUCGAAUGCCACUGUCCUGCAGGGUGGUCAGGGACGACAUGCGCCAAAGACAAAGACGAGUGCAUGUCCAGUCCCUGUGCACAUGGAGGAACCUGCAUCGAUCAGGACAACGGCUUCAAGUGUGUGUGUCCUGCACAGUGGACGGGAAAAACCUGCCUAAUAGACGUGAAUGAGUGUGCGACGAGGCCUUGUGCAAACUCGUACUCGUGUAAAAAUCUGAUUGGCGGAUAUCACUGCGCCUGCAAUCCAGGGUGGGCGGGACCAAACUGUGACAUCAAUAUUCACACGUGUUAUGGUCAGUGUCAGAACGGCGGCACGUGUACGGAUGGGCGUCACGGCUACGUGUGUCAGUGCCAGCCGGGGUUUGUGGGGAAGCACUGCGAGGUGCAGCAGAGUGUGUGUGCGAGCUCGCCGUGUCAGAAUGGCGGUCAGUGUCACGCCACACACAUCACCUACGAGUGUCAGUGUGUGAACGGAUACACAGGGACGCACUGCGAGGUCCAGCUGGACCCGUGUGUUCCUAACCCGUGUGUAAACAAAGCUCAGUGCCACGCCCUGCAGUCAGGGUUCUACUGCGAGUGCGCCGACGGGUACGAGGGCAGAACCUGCGCCGAGCUGACGGACCACUGCAAGAUCAGAUCAUGUCAAGUGAUUGACAGCUGCACCAUUUCUGUGGCAAACAACUCCAAGCAGGAAGGGGCGUGGCACAUAUCAUCCAACGUGUGCGGCCCGCACGGUCGCUGUGUCAGCCAAUCAGGAGGCAACUUUACUUGUGCCUGUCUGCCAGGGUUUACAGGGACCUACUGUCACGAGAAUGUUAAUGACUGCUCUUCAUCUCCAUGUGUGAACGGGGGAACAUGUUUAGACGCCAUUAACUCGUUUAGCUGUGUGUGCCGUGACGGAUGGGAGGGUCAGCUGUGUGACCAGGAGGUAAACGAGUGUGAGUCUGAGGUGUGUAUGAACGGUGGUCUCUGUGUCGACCUGCUCAAUGACUUUUACUGCCACUGCACAGACAACUGGAAGGGAAAGACCUGUCAAUCACGAGAGAGUCAGUGUGACUCCACAACAUGUUUAAACGGUGGAACCUGCUUUGAUCACGGAGACUCGUACCGCUGUGUGUGUCUACCUGGUUUCGGAGGCAGCACCUGUAACUCAGCCGUGAACAGCACGUGUGACUCUCAGCCGUGCGCCAACGGGGGAACAUGCGUCGAAGGGGGCGGGACUUUCACUUGCAUCUGCAAGGACGGAUGGGAGGGGCCUAUUUGUACUAAGAAUGUUGAUGACUGUAAUCCUCAUCCAUGUUAUAACGGAGGGAAGUGUGUGGACGGAGAGAACUGGUUCCGGUGUCAGUGUGCUCCUGGGUUUGCCGGCCCUGACUGUCGCAUCAACCUGGACGAGUGUCAGUCGUCUCCCUGCUCUUACGGAGCCACGUGCGUGGACGAGAUUAACGGUUAUCGGUGCGUGUGUCCGGCGGGCCGAGCCGGAUCCCGCUGUCAGGAGUUUAUUGGUGUUGGUAAGGCAUGUCAGCACUCGGGUGUGUCCGUUCCACACGGCUCUCGUUGGGAAGACGACUGUAACGGCUGCCAGUGUAUGAACGCAAACAUCAAGUGCACAAAAGUGCACUGCGGAGGUCGGCCCUGUCUGCUCAGCUCCCAGGAUCUCGAUUGUGCCGGAGGGCAGGAGUGCGCACCACAUCGUUUCCUGUUUUGUCUCCGUCCACCAUGCCAGCAGUGGGGCGUGUGCUCCGAUCCCAAUCAUCCACCAAUCAGCAUCGAAUGUCAGCCCAAAUCCGAUUACACAGACAGUGAAUGUGCGCGCUUCUCCCUCGUGUUCGAUACACACAGCCUGCCUCUGGGAACCACUGUCGAUGGGAUCUGUUCCGAACUCAGAUAUCUGCCAAUCACACGAACCCUCGCUCGAGACCACACCCUCUUUAUUCUCUGUGAGCAAUCACAAUCAAGCACCAAUGCUGUGGAGGUUGCCAUGUCAUAUGAACAGAGUGCAGCGUUCGAGGAGCACACAAACAUACAGGAAGUAGUCAGCUCCAUCAUCAGCGUCCUCUCCAAGCGCCACAACAGCACGCUGCUGCUGGCCGUCCGAGAGAUCAAAGUUGUAACGCAGGUCACGCCGACAUCUCUGGAUUACCUGGUGCCGCUGCUGUGCGUGUUGUUCUCCGUGUUGUGGAUCUCCUGCAUGGUGGUGUGUAUCUGCUGGUUCCGCAAGCGCAGGAAAGCGGUAGAACGCAUCAACGCUCCAGUGGAGGAGAGCAUCAAUAACCAGCGCGGGGCAUUUCUGAGCCUUCAGGGCUCUUACAGAGAGGACAGGAAGUGUGUGACGUAUCCGCUGGACAGGAUCGGAGACGGAGCGGAGAAACAGGAAGAAGAGAACGAGGACGGCGGAGAGGAAGAGGUCAGCCCAGGCCUGGUGGUGGAUAAGUACCCUUCUUUAAAGUACACUAAAGGGGAGGUAGUGUACACCGUUUGCCCCACAGUCCAGACACUUCCUUUAAGGACGCACUGCAGCGACAAGGACAACUGGCGUAAAGACGUGAACCUGAGCGAGCGAGUCAGCGAUCGCCGCCUUUGAGCAGAACUGUCUGGAGACUUUUCCGGAUUCUUCACACACUCUCACAUUUCUGUUUACACUAUCGUCAUUGUUUUGUAAGUAAGUAAUAAGGACCUGUCUCUAUGGAUGCAAAUUCAGUUGAUGCUGAAUCUAGAACCGGCAGCUGGGAUUUUUUUCUUUUUUUCGUUUGUCGUCACGUGCGAAAUGCGUGUAAUACGUGUCAGUAGCGUAUUUUCCGGACUAUAAGACGUGUUUAUUCCUCUUUUUAUUGCUGGUGCAACGUUUUCAGCAAAGUGACGUUUAUGUUAGCAUUUUUAGCAUUGUGAGAAAAACUUUUUAUGACAGAAAUAUAACUGUAAUAUAAUUUAUAACAACCUAAAUCUUACUACCCCAGGGAGUGAGGCGACAUGGCAGAGAUAUCACAGCGCUACCCGGCUAUAAAACCGAUGCUAAUAACUGCUGUAUAAGUUCACGAUUUUUAUUCCAAUUUCAACAUAAUGAGAAAUACCAUAAUUUAAUAUUUUGUGAUAUUUUUUUUUGUCUCCAAGCAGGUAGCAGCUGUAUUUUCUAUACAAAUGUGUUUUUAAAACCGAACAAAGAAAAUCAAAAACCCAAACAUCUCCAGUAGUCAGUCAUUUUAGGUCAGCAGGUCAUUAAGCUUUAAAAAGAAGUUGACUUUUUCCUCCUAUAAAACGGACAGAAAAAAGAUCCCCAGCAAUAUAAAUUGACACUCAUUACAUUCACUGAAUGAAUCCAUCCUUAUUGUAAAUUAUUAUUAUAAUUAUUAUUAUAAAAAUAUUAUUGUUUUCUUUUUUUCUGUUUUUUUAAGUAACAGUUGUUGACCAAAAUCACCAAACAGAAGCUACAUCAGUAAAAUAAUAGUUAAAUGCAGACACUAAAGGUUAUCUUCGAUCCAGACGAGUCGUUUAGCGUCGUCUGUUUGACGAACACCGUUUCUAAUCUUUAAUAAUUAUGAUGCGCAACUUGUGCAGGCGACAUCAUUCUGUUUACUCAUCACGUCUCAGAACAACGUGAUGAGGGCUUUAGUAUUUUAUAUUCUGGAACAAACUAUAGUCCGGAAAACACAGUACACGGAGGCGACCGGAUGAAAAGCGAGCGGCUAACUAACCCUCCAGUCCUCCGUUGUUCAUCUCUUCCCGUGUGUGUAGUAAAUGCUUCAAGUCUGUAAAGUUUCAUCGUUUCACUCUGUGACAGUUCCGUUCUUUAACCUCACCGCCAGUUUUGACAAAAAAAGUUUCACGAAGACUAAAAUUUAUGUAAAAAUCUUGUGUAAAAAAAAACACAAAAACAUUACGUGUACAUGUGUAAAUAGGAAAGAGUUAUAGUUGUGUAUAUUUGAGUUUAGUAACUUAAGAGACUUUUUUAUUUUUUAUUAUUAUUGUUAUUAUUAUUAUUGCUCCAUUUUUUUUAUAUUGUCAUUCCUAUUAUUUAUGUUGGCUGAAAGCUUUUACAUUAUAAUAAAAAAUGAUAUAUAUAUUAUAAUAAAAAAUGAUAUAUAUAAAUAUAUAGAAACCAGAGGAGCGCUUACGACCGUGAUGUUUGUGUUCUUUGUUUUGCUCUGAAGUCUGUAAUCAGGAAUCUCAAUCUGUGUUAAGAAUUUCUUCAAAUGAAAACAUUUUACUUUGCAAAUCAGUCAGUUUCCUGUUUUUAAAGGACAUAUCACAUAUCAUAUCUCCUAGGCAGUACAGGUGAUCUUUUCCCCCUCAAAUUACUGAGAUUUGGGGUUUCUGUUUUUGUUUUGUGAGACAUUUUUGAACCAAAUGUGGCACAGCAGUUCAUUACAUUAAAAGAACUUCUAUAAUAAA
Tachysurus fulvidraco (yellow catfish) is the source of this 5827-nucleotide messenger RNA. RefSeq names its product jagged canonical Notch ligand 2a (gene jag2a). NCBI's taxonomy places the organism in Eukaryota, Metazoa, Chordata, Actinopteri, Siluriformes, Bagridae. Gene Ontology annotation, cellular component: plasma membrane; protein-containing complex. The transcript is spliced from 26 exons. Gene Ontology annotation, molecular function: calcium ion binding; Notch binding. The coding region runs from base 351 to 4022 and encodes 1223 amino acids. The record is from RefSeq and is a predicted model, not a curated record. Gene Ontology annotation, biological process: multicellular organism development; establishment or maintenance of epithelial cell apical/basal polarity; heterophilic cell-cell adhesion.